AUGGCAAAGGUCAGCGGAAUCAGCGACAAAGUCGCCGUCGACGCGCUUAGGAAGGCGCUCUGGUACAAGUCAAAGUUCAGAAAGUGGAUAACGCUCGAAAAACCUCGCACAAUCCAGGACGCCCUCCACAAAGCCUCGGAUUACAUAAUGAUCGAAGAAGAGACGAAAGUCCUGUCGCAAAAACAUAAGCCGACAAGGAACUCUUCGAAAGACGUGGAUCCAAAAUCGAAGAAGAAAACCUCUCGUAUCGACAAGACUUCGGGAAAUACAUGGAACCGUUACCAGAGUUACGACAAAAAAGUAUACUGCGAGUUCCAUCAGACCGAAGGUCACUCCACGGCUAACUGCAAAGUCGUAAGGGCAGGGCUGGCCGCGAAGCUGCUUGCUGGAGAACUCUCUGGACUCCGACCUUCCGCCAAAAACGAACAAGAAUCCUCCCGCGGAAAACUCGUCGCCGAGAAAUCAGGCUGGGGAAAAACGCGAGAGAAGACCGGACGAUGGGGGAAUGAGAACUCCCGCAGGAGGGUGAACAUGAUCAUGGGAGGAUCCCAAUACUGCAAGGAUUCGGUCUCGGCCAUCAAAGCAUACCAACGGAAAGCCGAGUCAACUGCGAAGUAUCCCCCACGGUCUCCUCCUCAAGACGGGCAAAACGCCUCGAUCACGUUCACGGAAGAAGAGGCUUGCAGAAUCGACCAACCUCACUGCGACCCCCUGGUCGUUGAUCUCAUAAUAAGAGAUCUCGCAGUCGCGAGAAUACUUAUCGACACCGGAAGCACGGUAAACCUAAUCUUCCGCGAUACCCUAAGAAGAAUGGGCGUCAAGCUCGGAGAAGUCACCCCAGUACCAAAACCGCUCACGGGCUUCAUUCAACUACCCGUCAUAGCAAAAAACGUCACCAAGAUAGUUGACUUCGCGGUGGUAGAUAGCCCGGCUAUUUACAACGCGAUCAUGGGAACUCCAUGGCUAAACGCCAUGAAGGCCGUUCUCUCGACUUAUCACUUGGGCGUCAAAUUCCCAACCAGGACUGUUGUCGCCGCAAUCUGGGGUUGUCAAAAACAGUCGCGACUUUGUUUCCUAGCUGAACAUAAGUUAAGGCAGAUCACGACGACCUCCACGGUUAAAAGCAAGCGAACCCAGUCUUCCGCAGAAGAUACCCCGACAAAGGGCACAACGACGUCUCCUGCGGAAGUAGAUUCGGAGAUGGGAACCGUCCCCGAUUCCAAGGACAACGUCACGACUCAGCAGGAAGAUGAAAAUCCCGAGGGAAACGUUGACCCCGCGACUAAAGCAGUCGACAAAAAACCAACCGACGAGUAA
Raphanus sativus (radish) is the source of this 1317-nucleotide messenger RNA. RefSeq lists its product as uncharacterized. The coding region runs from base 1 to 1317 and encodes 438 amino acids. NCBI's taxonomy places the organism in Eukaryota, Viridiplantae, Streptophyta, Magnoliopsida, Brassicales, Brassicaceae. The transcript is spliced from 2 exons. The record is from RefSeq and is a predicted model, not a curated record.